AUGCAUCUCCAACAAGACCAGACGCAGGACCCAUCAUCAAUCCCACCUCUCCACUCAACCCCGGCCACAACCACAACCAUAACAAUCAAUCAUCCCCCCGCACCUCCCCCAACAAACCUACACCCUCAAGAAACCGGCCAAAAGACGAAAUACCUUUAUUUCGCUUAUGGCUCCAACCUCUCGCCCACGCAGAUGCGCAUGCGAUGUACCCACGACCCAACGCUCUCGGCACACCCCGUCGCAGUCGCUGCGCUGGACUCAUGGCGCUGGUUAAUUUGCCAGUUCGGAUAUGCGAAUGUCGUCCCGCCCGCGGGUUUGCGCGUUGGGCGGCAAAUCACUGAGGGGGAUGCAGUGCCGGAGUCGAUUUCGGAAUCGAUUCCGCACGGAGGUGUCUAUGGGGUUCUUUAUGAGAUGAGUGAGGAGGAUGAAAAGUUGUUGGACGGGUAUGAGGGGGUUGAUCAGUGUUCUGGGCCUUCUAUACCUGGAUCUGGUGUCCCGGCGAGAAUUAGACCCAGGGAGCAGGGGGAUGGCGAGUAUAAUAAAUGGUACUUUGGGGCGAGAGUGGUUAAGUGGUUGGACGAGGGGUAUAGAGAACGAAACGGGCUUGAGAGGGAAGGUGGCGAGGUCAAGGUGUUGGUUUAUAUUGAUGAAAAGCGUGUGAAGGUAGGGAAGCCCAAUGAUGAGUAUAUUCCGCGCAUGAAUAGGGCGAUUAGGGAGUCCGUGAAGUUGGGGUUCCCAGAGGAUUGGGCGGAGGAGGUCAUGAGGCGUUCAAUUCCGCUGGAUUAG
Aspergillus puulaauensis is the source of this 786-nucleotide messenger RNA. RefSeq names its product gamma-glutamylcyclotransferase family protein. Gene Ontology annotation, molecular function: gamma-glutamylcyclotransferase activity. NCBI's taxonomy places the organism in Eukaryota, Fungi, Ascomycota, Eurotiomycetes, Eurotiales, Aspergillaceae. The coding region runs from base 1 to 786 and encodes 261 amino acids. The record is from RefSeq and is a predicted model, not a curated record. The transcript has a single exon.